This is a messenger RNA of Linum tenue, 661 nucleotides long. The record is from the annotation of a GenBank genome assembly. Lineage: Eukaryota; Viridiplantae; Streptophyta; Magnoliopsida; Malpighiales; Linaceae.
CUAUUUGGAGACGAUGCUCCACAUUUGAGGAAGCUAGCUAUUCGACUUUUGUCUCAAACAUCAUCUUCUUCUGGAUGUGAGCGGAACUGGAGUGUGUUUGACCAAAUUCAUAGUAAGUGGAGGAAUCGAUUGGAACAUCAAAGAUUGAAUGAUCUUGUUUAUGUGACUUACAAUUUGAGGUUGAAGAAUAGGUGCUUGAAGAAGGAGUGGGCGAAAGACCCAAUUGAUUAUGAACAAUUAGAUAACAUUGAUUUUUGGAUUGUAGAAGAAGAUCCACCUGCAGAUAUAGACUAUGAAGAGCUCGAAAAGACUCUUUAUGAGGAGGAGGAGGAGCAAGGAUCAUCAUCAUCUUCCAACAAGCGUCCUCGUGUUGAAGAGGACUUUGAGUAUGAUGUGACUGAUGAAAUUGACUUCGACAUUUCUCAUCUUGUUGAUGCAAUGGAGAUGGAGAUGGAUAGCUUUAUCUUUGAAGAUUGAGUACUUUUCUUUUAUUAUUUGGAAUUCUAAGUUGAUGUUAUGUGAUGGAUUUAAGAGUGGUGGAUUUAAGGGUUCUUGAAUUUUUAACUAUGAUGGAUUUAAGUUGAUGUUAUGUGAAUGAUUUAAGUGUUGUUGAAUUUUUACUAUGUUGAAUUUAAGUUGAUGUUAUUUAAGUGUGUUGUAG